UGACAGACCACACCCAGAUCCAAACGUAUCAUUCACAGAUUGAAUGUUCGAGAGUGUCACGAUGGAUCGCCUCGAAUCCUCCGACGUCCACAGCCGGCUGGAUGCUGCGCAAGCGGCGCCGUUCUCGCUGCCUGGCCCCCUGUCUGGUCAGCCCUUUCGCAUUCCGAACCUUGUCGUCCGUGGGUCUUCAGCUGGCACAGCCUCCAGCAAAGCAUCGCAGCCUUCUUCGCGACGCGUUGCGGAAAAAGGCGACCCAUCGGAUGCAUCGACUCCCUUGACAGCGCGUCCUGGCAGUGCGCAUACAUUUGCUCGUUAUCGCUCCGACCAAUUUGCAGUCUCCGCUAUGAGCCAGGCACCGCUCACUCCCUCCCUUCGUAGCCUCUCACCUGCACCCAGUGAUGUGACUGUACGCAGUGGACCUGCCAGCGCGACGAUUCGACUAAAUGCUUUGCCCGCAAGCUCUCGCACGGACGCACAGAGAAGUAGCUCCGCUUUGUCACGGAGCGCUCGGGCAUUCACCUCUGCCCACGGGCGUGCCAGACCAUCCACGGCGCAGAGUGCUGGUAGGCCGAACACUGCUGCCUCCGAGCUGGGUGUGCCUCCAAGCUCGUGGAUAUGUGCCAUUCUGGAGAAUCGAGGGGUCGGGCGUGAGGUUGGCAUAGCUGCCAUGGAGAAAGACACUGGCCAAGUCAUCGUUACGCAGUUUGCGGAUACGCAGACAUACGUGAGGACCGUGCAUCACUUGAUGCUUCAUCCUCCAGCUACUGUACUCGUGCCGGAUACAUGCGCCUCUUCCGCGGACUAUCCAGAUCCCGGAUCUAACGGCACAGCGAUCGAGUCUUCGAUCCUUGUGUGCACAAUCGAAGACACGUUCGAUAUGGGAAUUCUACCCUUUGCGAGAAAGUUUUGGAAUCACGAGGAUGGCGCCAAGGUUUUGGAUAAAGUGCUCGUGGACGAUGUGCUCACAGAGUCCAUGAGUAGAGAGCGCGAAAGCUCGAACUCGGUAGACAGUUCUGCUCACGCUGGUACGGAGUUGCUUGCGGGAGCUACGUCGCGGGUCGCGAUACUUAAGGCGAUUGGAGACCGCUACUAUGCCCUUGGAGCGUGCGGCGCGUUACUCAAAUACGUAGAGCGCAGCAGCAACUAUGCCCUCAUCCAUCGUUCGUUACGCGUUCGCUACAGUCCUCCUGACGGAACCAUGUUAAUUGACACAGAAUCCGCUCGAAACCUCGAGUUGGUCUGCAACGGGGUGGAUCGCAAGUCCACAGACUGUCUGCUAGGCGUUCUUGACUGCACUCGCACACCGAUGGCGCGGCGUCUGCUUGUCAUGAAUUUGCUUGCGCCGCUCACGGACCAAUCCACCAUCCAGUCCCGCCUUGACACGGUCGCCGAGCUGAUAGAAGACGAAGAUCGUCACGAGGCUCUGCAAAGCAGUUUCAAAGCAUUUGCCCAAACUAACAUUGACCUCGACAAGCUCAUCAGGCAGCUCUUGGAACCAGGAGGGAAGCAUAGUAUCGGCGACCCGAGCCACACAUUCUCAAAGGUUGGCCAGGUGCUUGAGCUCUCCGCCUUGCUGCGCCAAGUCACUUCGCUCCGCACAGCUCUCAAAGGAGCUCGCUCGGGACUGUUGCGGGCCAUUGAAAGUUUUCUCAGCAAUCCGAUGGUUGAUGAAAUUGUCGACAAAAUACAGAGUUGCAUCAACCCAGACCUGAUGGUCUCCAGUAGUAAGCACAACCUUGCAAAUCGCAACACACGACUCUUUGCUGUCAAGGCAUCCCGCUCGCCUCUUUUGGACAUCGCCCGUGACACCUAUAGAGAGAACAUUGGAGACAUCCAUGGGCUUCUCAAUCGAUAUGUGGAGGAGUACAAGCUUGACAUCGAGCUUGCGUGCAACGACAGCAGCUACUCGCUGCGUCUGGCAACGACUCCUGGCAUGACUUCCCGCGAUCUGCCGCACACCUUUACAAACGUUGUCAGGAGCCACAAUAACAAGAGCUUCUCAUUCACCACGCUGACCUUGAAAAAGCUCAAUCAGCGCGUCAUCGACUCUAGCAAUGAGAUCUUGCUGAUGUCCACCGGCAUCAUCGAAGAGCUGCGAGCAGAUGUAGUGCAGCGGGUGGGAGCGCUUUACAAAGUCUCCGAGGCCCUAGCGCUCCUGGAUAUGAUCCACUCUUUCGCGAUUUGCGCUCGCAGCGCUCGAUUCACGCGUCCUGAAUUUACCGGCACCAUCCACAUCAAAGCUGGAAGACAUCCAGUAUUGGAGAAGUCCAUGCGCAACAAAAUUGUGGUGCCUCAGGAUCUUCUUGUGUCAGGCGGAGAGAACUUCUUCAUCAUCACUGGACCAAAUCACUCUGGCAAGACCACCUACCUGCGACAGACAGCGUUGCUACACGUCAUGGCAUGUGUCGGCAGUUUCGUGCCUGCGGUGUAUGCUUCAUUCAGGCUACACACCGACAGCAUUCUGACGCGGCUUUCGAAUAACGACGACCAAGAGACGAAUUUGAGUACCUUUGCAAGUGAACUGCGUUCAACGGCGUACAUUUUAUCACUAGCAUCCAAAGACAGCCUUGUGCUGAUUGACGAGCUAGGGAGGGGCACCUCGCCGCACGGUGGCUUCGGCGUUGCUCAAGCCGUGGCGGAAGAGCUCAUCGCCAUGGCAGCCCCCACACUCUUCGCAACGCACUUUACGGACCUUGGUAGGACUCUUGGUCAUCAUCCGAACGUAGUCUUCCAUCGGUUCUCAUCAAGUCAUGCCCAGCAGCGCUUAAAUGUGGUGAGCACAGCGUCGACCGACACAAUUCACCAUCUUGAGCGAGGAAUCCUUCCAAAGUGA
Ceraceosorus guamensis is the source of this 2833-nucleotide messenger RNA. RefSeq lists its product as hypothetical. Gene Ontology annotation, molecular function: mismatched DNA binding; ATP binding; ATP-dependent DNA damage sensor activity. NCBI's taxonomy places the organism in Eukaryota, Fungi, Basidiomycota, Exobasidiomycetes, Ceraceosorales, Ceraceosoraceae. The transcript is spliced from 13 exons. The coding region runs from base 44 to 2833 and encodes 929 amino acids. Gene Ontology annotation, biological process: mismatch repair; reciprocal meiotic recombination. The record is from RefSeq and is a predicted model, not a curated record. Gene Ontology annotation, cellular component: nucleus.